UUGCUGUCUGUGUCUCUGUAUUGUUAGCCAUCACUGGCAGUUGUUAAUGUUGUCUAACAGUUAUAUUUGCAUUUCAGAGGUAGGGCACAGCAGCAUGACCAUUCCAACAAGGAUGUUAUACUACUUCCAAAUCCAUCAUGUGCAAACAAGGCUUAAAAUUAUGGUUACACAAACAUGGGCACAUCCUAAGUGCUUUUGAAUUCCAGAAGGCCUGGGACUACCAAACUAUAGUGCAGCACAUUAAGGAUGGCUUUGGUGAACGCAUUCCAGAGGAUGUUAGCCUUGACUUUCUAAUGGCUUGUGGCAGUAAGCUGGUGUCUCCAAAGCUCCAAGACGGUCAGGAGCUGAAUGGGAUGCUGAUCCCAAAGGUUUUUAAAAACAAAGCCCUCUAUGUAAGGCAAUCAAGGACACUUUUAAGUGACUCAGAGGAAGACAAUGAACUUUCUCACAUCGGCUCCAGAUCAGCAUUAAGCAGGUGUACAACUACCAGAGGCAGUGAUGAUGACUGUUUUGACGUUGGUGGUCCACAAAUCCAAGCAGGCAUGAGCACCCAAGCCACUAGCAGGGUUACUACAAGGUUUAGCAGUCAUGCUAAAGGUGACAACCCUGGCACUAGCAGUGAUGAUGAAGAUGGCACUGGCACCAACCGUAUUGCCAGGAGUUCUGGUAAAAGGCUAAGAGCAAAGACAGUAAGUGAUGGCAGUAGCAUUUGUGAUAAAGACUACAUGGCAAGAAGUGAAGGCAACCCUGGUACAAGAGGUCAUAGCGAAGGCUUCAUGGCAAGAAGUGGUGACGUCCCUGUCAUGAGUGCUAAUGAUGAAGAUUACUCUUCAUAUUUAACUCUUGUGGCAUCGCUUUCUGGCGAGUCAUCCGGUGAUGAGGACUUAAAUCAAGCUAUAAUUGCCAGCUUGGAGAGCCACAUAGGAAGAAGGACCUUCCAAAUUACAGGAGAUACUGGCCUUUGCAACAGGAGCAACUGCGGUGCCACCUAUUGGCUUUUCGACAGCACCAUCCAUUGAGUUUAUUCAUAAAGGAGAUGACGACUUGUCCUCUGCACCAAUUUUCCCUCUUGCCAACACAUGUGUUAACUGCAUUAGGUUGCCACUGCAUGUUUCAUAUCAGUUGUUUAAGGAGAAGUUUGAUUUUGCAUUAGGUAACACUUAUGGCUUUGGCAGGGUAUGAACACAUAAUGCUGUACGAGGUUCUGUUUCUCAGCUUUUGUACUUGUCUCAGCCUCUCUUAAAAAAACAACCCAAAAAGUCCAAAAUUUGUUAGUUGUAUUUUAAAUAAUAUGUUAUUGUAUAUUGUUGCUAGAAAUAAUUUGAGUAUUAAGUUCUUAUGCUCUUAAUAUUUCCCAAUUCACCUGUAUCAGUGAAGGUAAGUUCUAAAGAGGUUUACAAUGAUUGUUCUUCAGUAUUGAUAAGAAAAUUUUUCUUAAAUUUUAGAAAAAUGCUUUUACAAAGUAAUGUAAAAAACAAAGCACACUUUGUUAUUCACUGUAGAAAAUGUAGAAGUGAAGAAAACACAUCUAUUCCAUGGUUUCCAUCAUUUUCAAGUGGAUUAACUUGCUCAAUAAUGUUCAUUUGGGUCUCAUUAAUGUUGAUGUCAAUAUUUGGAAUUCUAACAUUAUUAUUUGUUUGAAGUUCUGGUAAUGGCCCUUCUUCAUCAAUGCCAUAAUCAUUAUCAACGUGAAAAGUGUCAUUUAUAAAUGGCUGGAUUCCGACACUGUUUGUGACACCUGUAUGCCACAGUUGAAGAGGUGUUUGUCCUCCUUGUGUAGAGAGCCCAUGGUUGUUCCACUGGCUGACAAAUUCUGUUAAAACCCGUUCAAUCCUUGGCAAAUAAACAUAAUGCAGACAAAAAAGAUG
This is a messenger RNA of Archocentrus centrarchus (flier cichlid), 1868 nucleotides long. RefSeq lists its product as uncharacterized. Bases 138 to 1019 code for a protein of 293 amino acids. The transcript is spliced from 4 exons. Lineage: Eukaryota; Metazoa; Chordata; Actinopteri; Cichliformes; Cichlidae. The record is from RefSeq and is a predicted model, not a curated record.